AUGAAAUUGCCGCUUUUACUUUACUUAUUCGCAUUUUUCGCCAUUUCCGACGCCGUCGUCGCAGACGUCGAAAAUGUUCUGACGCUCUCCGACGACGAGCUUUUCGAAGAGUUUUUGGGGAGUUCCGUCGAUGCGACCGCUCCGAUUUCAGACGAACUGAACAAAGAACUCACCGAUUUGGCCAAAGAGGCGUAGGCGUUGAAAAACUGAAAUUGUGAGUAGAAUAAAAAGUUGGUUUCAGAAUUGAACACGUGAAAGUGCAAUGUGAUUGUGUUCCGAAUUCCUACAGGAUUCUGCUGAAGGUGUGCGACAAGAAGUACGAAUUGGAUACGAUCAGAUCGAAUCGAAAUGUUUGUUUUUAUCCGAUUGCAUUUCCCACUUCGAUCAAUUCAAAAUGCAACAAAAAUAACUUUGGCAAGAGAAACUGGUCCUCGGCCCAUCCCAGUGUGCCUUUUCGAGAAUAUUUUGAUACAUUUUUUAAAAUUUGCAUCCCAAGUUUGAAAAAAGGCAGAUUUAGUUGUGUUAUUUCAGGAGGAGAAGGGACGCAACACGGCGGUCGGAUGCGCGACGGAUCCGAUGAGCGAAUGGUGCGCUGAGCAUUCCGAUCGCAUUCUGAUGGUCAACGUUCCGAAUAAUGCGACGAAAAAGAGCGAUUCUGUGUACAUUCAUUGCUGGUAUUGUGAGUUUUCCAAUCUCCGUGGCUUUCAGGAAUGUGUAAAAAGGUCUGGACUUUUGAGCCACUUGCAAGGAUCCGAUUGGGCCCAAACUUUGCAGAUUUAUUGGACUUGGAUUGAAGUAUUGUGGCCAAAAGUCCAGCCGGCCUUUUGCCCAGCCCUGCCUAAAAAUGACAAUAAUCGUGGAAAUUGAGUUGAAUUUUCAGUGACCCAGGAUGCCGCGGACGGAGAAGCGAGACUCAUUCGAAUCAAGUUCAUCAUCAACUUUUUCGCAAUCAUCGUAGCGAUCUUCAUUAUCAGCAGCUGGUAAUACAUCCAGAAUUUGAAAAAAAACGAUUUGUUUUAUUCUCAGCGACCGCAUCAUCGAGUUCAUCUGUCGAGCGCUUCUCUACCUCUUCGAAGAAUAA
Caenorhabditis sp. 36 PRJEB53466 is the source of this 1081-nucleotide messenger RNA. Lineage: Eukaryota; Metazoa; Nematoda; Chromadorea; Rhabditida; Rhabditidae. The record is from the annotation of a GenBank genome assembly.